This is a messenger RNA of Athalia rosae (coleseed sawfly), 925 nucleotides long. It is a transcript of the gene mRpL24, whose product is annotated as probable 39S ribosomal protein L24, mitochondrial. The record is from RefSeq and is a predicted model, not a curated record. Gene Ontology annotation, molecular function: structural constituent of ribosome; RNA binding. The transcript is spliced from 5 exons. Gene Ontology annotation, biological process: translation. Lineage: Eukaryota; Metazoa; Arthropoda; Insecta; Hymenoptera; Athaliidae. Gene Ontology annotation, cellular component: mitochondrion; ribosome. Bases 110 to 865 code for a protein of 251 amino acids.
CCCUCACUCCUGCUCACUCCCGAGGUCGUUAUCGGCUGAUCACUUGUGAAUUUGUGUGAAUUAUUAUACGACUAAAUCUUUAUUUCGUGUUUUUUCGAAAGCAACAAAAAUGCGUCUGACAGCAUAUCUCAUGCACAAAGUGGGUGAUUUGACAAAACAAUAUGCCAACUUACCAGAGAGGUUUAUUGACCGUCAAGUAAACAAGGUUUAUUACAAAACACCCCGUGGAUUCCAAUUCUUGAAUCGCACCAUCAAACGAAAAAACUUUCGAUUCACAACAAAUCCUCCAUGGACUGUGCAAUCAACUUUUCAAAAUGACGUUAACACGUACCGCAAGAAAGUUUUCGUAGAGCCAUUGGUAGAUUGGAACUACUACAGAGGGGAUAGAGUAGAAAUACUUGUUGGACGUGACAAAGGAAAGCAAGGAAUUGUGAAUCAAGUAAUACAGGAGAGAAAUUGGGUAAUUGUGGAAGGGUUGAAUACACACCUCAGACGUGUGGGGAAGUCCAAAGACUACCCUGGAACCGUAAUACAGAGCGAAGCUCCUCUCCUAGUAACUACCGAUGUUGAUCUGGUCGAUCCAAGUGAUUUACAAGCCUGUAAAGUAGAAUGGCGAUACACAGAGGAGGGCGAACGGGUCAGAGUCUCUACCAGAACCGGUAGAAUAAUUCCUAUUCCAGGAAAGACCUUGGAAACUGUUGACUAUAAACUACCGCGAUUGUAUAAAGCAGCACCAAAGGAUACCGAAGAAAAAGAAGUGAAGAAAAUAACGUUUGAGCCAGAACUAAAAACUUUUGAAAUGGAUGUGAUGGAUAAAAUGGGCAUAAAGGAAGACCGCGUACGCAAACCUGUGUAUUGGUAUUGAUGUAGUAAACGUUAUUCAGCCCCUGUAAUAUUUAUGUAUAAUAAAGAUAUUUGGUUAUAA